Molecule: messenger RNA, 845 nt
Organism: Mytilinidion resinicola
Lineage: Eukaryota; Fungi; Ascomycota; Dothideomycetes; Mytilinidiales; Mytilinidiaceae
Exons: 2
Coding region: 32-646 (204 amino acids)
Source: RefSeq, a predicted model, not a curated record
CUCUAUCAUAAAAUCAUAAGCUAUAUCGAACAUGACAACCUCCACUCCUAGCCCCCGCAAAUACUACUUCCUAAAAACGCGCUCCCUCCCCGGCGCCCACAAGUACGACAAUUUCUACCUCCGCCUCCACGGCGACGGUGUCGAGGAUAUAGUUCUCACACCCGGUCGCCCUAUCUAUCUGCGCGCGUUUGAUGAGCCAGCUCCUGCCGCCACUAUUCCUUCCACUGAAGCCGGGGUUGGAACAAGUAUUAAGUUCAUCUCCACCAAAAGCGGCGAUAGGCAAUGGAGUUUGGCAUUAGGUCAGCCGAGGGAUUUUGUGGGAUGGGAGCCUGUGCGAAUUGUGGCCGCUGCUGAAGAUGAAGAAGCAGAAGCGGGGGCACGCUGGGUUAGGAAAAGCGAUCUCGCGGCGGGUGGGUUAAGGGAGGAGUUUGAGGCGCUGGAGUGGGAUGCUGGAAGCUCUGAAGAGAACGGCAAGGGGGAGUGGAAGGGAUGGAUGGUUUGUGAGUGGGUACAUGGACAUCCGCAGCUCUUUUGGGUUACUGGGAUGUCGGACUCGAGGGGGAAGGAGCUGAAGAUGCCGACGUUUUGUGAGAGGGUUGAAUUGGUGAAGGAGGCGGUGGGGGAGUCAGUGGAUGUGAGUGCGUGAGUAUUUUCUGGAGGCCUCCGGGUCGCUGCUUAAUGACCGUCUUUGUCGAUUCUUUUUUCUCGGAAUAGGUCUUUCUCAACCAAGAAAACAUUGCACGAAAGGGAAUAAUAGCCUUGCGCAACGCUGUUUCCAGUGCCAUCUUUGACAAUGAGACACGACUUUGGUGUUUACGAUUUUUACGAACAAUUUCAUCCGGCGC